Messenger RNA from Tachysurus vachellii, 3043 nucleotides. RefSeq names its product nucleolar protein 4-like b (gene nol4lb). The transcript is spliced from 11 exons. Bases 13 to 2145 code for a protein of 710 amino acids. Lineage: Eukaryota; Metazoa; Chordata; Actinopteri; Siluriformes; Bagridae. The record is from RefSeq and is a predicted model, not a curated record.
GAGAGAGAGAUAAUGUCAGGUAGGAAGCACAACGCGGAUUGCUCGAAAAGAAGCCUGGUAUCAUCCGAAACGGAAAUGUUCGGUGAAUUUCAGGAUUGGUGUCUCCGCACUUACGGAGAUUCAGCCAAGACAAAGACUGUGACCCGGCGCAAAUACGACAAGAUCCUUCACGCGCUCUCUCUGGGCGAGGACUCGGACGCCUACACGGAUGGCAGCCACAUCAACGCCAAAUUUAAGUUCUGGGUUAAAUCGAAAGGCUUCCAAGUGGAAAAGGGCGACAACCAGAGAGACAGGAAUGGAAAAUCCGACAGACCAGUGCUUUACGUCCCUAUAAAGGCAACGUGUGGAGACACUGCUCCCGGACAGGAGAUCUCGUCUCUGAAAAGAGUCGCGGUGGUGGAGGAUUUCUACGAUAUCAUCUACGCCAUGCAUGUGGAUAUCAGCUCUGACCCAGCCAAAGUGCCCAAACAUGCCGGCCAGAAGAAAACAUAUAAAGCGAUAGCAGAGACGUACGCAUUUCUGCCUAGAGAAGCAGUGACCCGAUUCCUGAUGGGCUGUGGAGAGUGUCAGAAGAGGAUGCACAUCAGCCCGAGCGGAGCCGAAUGCAAGGAAAAUGACCGACCUGCAUCUCUGGCCCCUGACCUCAUCGACUACAACAUGCCUUUGACCACCACCUACCUGAAACAGAUGAAACUGCAGUGCAUUAACAACAACGAACAGGAUGAGAGUUCAGUGAGCAGUGAGGAGUUUGAUAUGAGCGACCCCACAUGGAUUUCAACUGAGCACCACAGCGCACACUCAGACCUGAACCCAGCCACGAACAUAGAGAGAAUGCUCAGUCCCCAAAACACACACAAAGAAGACGAUGAUGACUCGUCCUCAGAAAGUGGGUGUGGCAACGGCAUCCACAGCAUGACUCCUCCGUCUAUGGGCGUGGUUUCUGCGAGCGACGUUGCAGCGGCUGGACCAGUGACCGGGUCGUACAUUCAGGUGAACGGAAAUAGGACUGCCGUGCCACUGGACUUCAGCACCACUUCAUCCUCGUCGUCGGAAGAGCAGCAACCGGUGAACCUGAGAGAGCGAAUGAGUCGGGCCCUGCCUACUGCUGCGGCCAUGCUAGCCACGUUCAACCCAGAGCACUCAGAGGAGUUCCGCCGAAAAUAUCACAAACCACCACUGGCCUCAGAGCUGCGCCUUGACCGAGACAUCAGGGAUUACGCCAACAAGUCUCCGCAAUAUGGUUCAGGAAGCUACGACUCCAUAAAAAUGGAGAUGUGUGCCGAGGACCUGACGGUCAGUCGCUCUCAGGGUGCCGAUGAAGACGAUGACGAUCACGAUGACCACGACGACAGUGACAAGAUUAAUGACACAGAGGGAGUGGACCCAGAGAGGCUGAAGGCAUUCAAUAUGUUUGUGCGUCUGUUUGUCGAUGAGAACCUGGACCGCAUGGUGCCCAUCUCCAAGCAGCCAAAAGAGAAGAUACAGGCCAUUAUCGAAUCCUGCAGCCGCCAGUUCCCAGAGUUCCAGGAGCGUGCACGCAAGCGUAUCCGCACCUACCUCAAAUCCUGCCGCCGCAUGAAGAAGAACGGCAUGGAGACCCGGCCCACGCCACCACACUUGACCUCAGCAAUGGCAGAGAACAUUUUAGCUGCUGCCUGUGAGAGCGAAACAAGAAACGCUGCCAAGAGGAUGAGGAUGGACGUCUACCAAACACAUGAGGAUCAGAUAGCUCUGGAGAAGGCUGUCUCUCGUGAGCCGGUGCCUCUGACCCACUCUGCGUAUACUCUGGCAGCUUCUGCUUACUCCCAGGACCAGCUUUAUAUCAACGGAGGCCUUGGUUACAGCUACCGUGCUUUCACUGGCUUGGCGAGCAGCAUGCAGCACCCGGUCUCUCUUACUACCCCUGCUGCCCAGACCAACGGACCCACCGACCUGAGUAUGAAGUCUCUGGCUUCAAACUCCUCUACGUCAAGCACCAAUAGUCUUGGGCGAAGCGGAGGAGGAGGAGGAGGAGGGACCUCUGCUCAGCUCAGUCAUACAGAAGUGACAGCAGUGCGUCAGCUGAUCGCCGGGUACCGCGAAUCAGCAGCCUUCUUACUCCGCUCAGCCGACGAGCUGGAAAACCUCAUACUACAACAGAACUGACCUGUACACUCUCCCGCUCUUCUCAUCUCCACUCUCUAUCUCUCUCAGCCUGCCUUUAUCUUUAACUCUCGCUCCAUCACCUCAGGUCUCUAUUUGCUAGUAUCGCUCUCUACACGUCAUCGUCUUCAUCCUCACAGGCAUACGCAUGUGAAGCUAUCAGGAGAGAUGACGAUGUAUCGAUCAGUACGCCGUCACAUUCAGAUCGCCGGCAAAGAGAAACAAAGAAAGGGGGCUGACGAAGACAGGAGUAUGCUGCAGCGCUUUGUCGAAAAGAAGAACAUACUGUUCCUGUGGGUGGCUAGCCUUGUGAAUCAUACACCUCUCCACCUCCAUGCCCUUAAGCCCAUUUUCUAAAACAGCUCCUUUAAUUGUUUUUUUUUUUUCUUUCUUUUUUUACCCCUUAAUUUCCAGGGCCAUUCAUUUGCUGAUUGUUCUUCUCUUCCUUUUUUCCCCCCCGUCAAAAUCUACUUUUCACCAGGAGGCAUUACGUAGUGCCUGUACUCCUGAUUCUUAAUAAAUGAAGACGCUUUUGAGUUGAACUGAAGGAAGAUAACCUGAAAAAAGUGGAAGUUUGACAAAAAAAAUGAAUAACAGAACGAAAAAGAAACAAACAAGACCUUUACAUUCGCUGUACAUAAACGCUCUCUGUUCUAAAGCACUUUUUUUUUUCACUCGAUCUGACCUCUCCUCCCCAACAAUGCUUUUGCUAUAGGGAGAAAAUUGUGUAAGUUAUGCAUACAAAAUACAGGUGGAGCUCACCUGGAAAUACCUCAGCCUGUCCAAAUCCUCUGUGUCCCAGUUCGUUUUCUGUCUAAAGGGAGAGGGAUCCCUCCUUCUACUACUAGUACCUUACGUGUCCAGUGCCUCUCCAGGAUCUAAAAGAAGGCAUGCGUAUGGG